UUCUUUUAUCGACUCGAUAAAAAGUAAUGGAGUUAAGAUGACUUCGAAACGUCGUAUUUUCCUUCCGUUUCUUUAUUAAUCAACCUUUUAGUAGUUCACAGCAGAAUACUGAGCUAACAGUAGUGUUUAUUCGUGACUUUGUACCCAGUUCGCCGUUCACUAUUUGACCAAAUAUGGAAAACGUGGCAAUUACCAAUAAUAGUAAGGUUACCUGACAACUGGGUCAGUAGCCUUCCCGAAACCACAGGUGAACGGCGACCGAACACUGCGGAUCCGUGAUCUACAAAGCAAAGCUGUCAUUUCAGGGCGUGCAAUGAUUACUAAGGGAUUUCUCGUGACUCUAUUUGUUGUACUGUUCACAAAGGCAGAAACGUCUUAUCAGGAGACCAACAAAUGGUACAAAGAUGGCGAUAAACUGUUAAAGAACAACUUAAAGCUAGAACCAAACAAAAUGACUGCCAAGAACGCCGUACUUUUCAUGGGAGAUGGCAUGAGUGUUACAACCAUCACUGCGGCGCGUAUCUUGGAAGGACAGAUGAAAAACCAAGUGGGAGAAGAAAAUGUCCUGAGCUGGGAGAAUUUUCCCUGGUCUGCGCAGGCCAAGACAUACAAUGUGAACUCGCAGGGAGCAGAUUCUGGGGCGUGUGCUACGGCUUACUUGUGUGGUGUGAAAACUAAUCAAGAGCUCAUUGGCUUGACUGAGGCGGCAAAAUGGGAUUACUGUGGCACACUAACAGAGGAGACAAAACUUGUUUCCAUUCUUACAUUAGCAGAGAAGGCUGGAAUGUCAACAGGAUUCGUGACAACCGCGCGCGCAACACACGCGUCUCCCUCGCCACUUUAUGCUCACUCUGUGAGUGGGGACUGGGAGAGUGAUAAGGACAAGCAAGAGCAGGCAAAAGAUGAUCAUUCAAAAUGCCCGGAUAUUGCUCGCCAGCUUGUUGAUUAUCCCCACGGCAAUGGUCUCGAAGUUAUAUUUGGAGGUGGUCGUGAGAAGUUUAUGUCCAAAAAUGACACUGAUCCAGAGUAUCCAAAUGAGACUGGAGAGAGACUGGACGGUAGAAACUUGAUAAAGGAAUGGAUCGAGAAAUACCCCAAUUCACAGUACGUUUGGAACAAAACAGGAUUUGACCAGAUUGUCCCAGAAAAGGUUGAUCACGUGAUGGGACUCUUUGAGCCCAGUCACAUGCAGUACGAGGUGGAUCGCGGAAACGACACCGCGGGCGAACCAUCCAUUGCAGAAAUGACUGAAAAGGCCAUCGAAAUACUGAGAAAAAACCCCAAGGGAUAUUUUUUAUUCGUUGAGGGAGCUCGGAUAGAUCAUGGACAUCACGCGGGACAGGCCGUCCGUGCAGUAACUGACGCGGUUGCCAUGGCAAAAGCAGUCAGUCGAGCUGUUGAGAUGGUGGAUAAAGAAGACACACUCGUAAUCGUAACCGCUGACCACUCACACGUGUUUACCGUUGGUGGGUACCCAAAACGAAACAAUCCGAUCUUUGGCUUAGUGAUGAACAUCUAUGAAAACAAAGCGAAUCUGGGAGACGAUGACAAACCGUACACCACUCUUGGAUAUGCCAAUGGACCCGGGGGGAUCAACGGUUCAAGAGAAAACCUGACAGGGGUAGACACUGAAGACAAAAACUUCCGGCAACAAGCAACGGUGCAGAGAUAUAAGGAAACUCAUGGCGUGGAAGAUGUGGGUAUAUACGCGGACGGUCCUGGGGCGUAUUUAUUUCACGGUGUGGUGGAGCAGCAGUACAUAUUUCACGUGAUGGAUCACGCCAUGUGUUUGAGUGAAAGCAAGCAGGGAUCAUGUGACAAGCACGUGGCAAGAGGAGGAAAGAGAACUACAAGUUCCAAAUCGUUGCUCAGUUUAGAAAAGCAGCUUCUUGCUGUUAGCAUUGCUUUGCUGUUUUUGUUUAUCUAAGAACAUUGAACCUUAAGUUUGGAAACUAGUUCAUAUGCUCCUCUCGUAAAGAACGUUUUUUUUAGCGUUAAGUAGCUCAAAGUCAAUAUUGAGUUUAAAGAAGGCCUUCAAGCGAUAAGAUCCAAACUUUCAGUGGUUGCUCAUUAAUUUCUCGGAGACGUUUUGUUCUGGAGCUAGCAGUCUUUUAUUCCAUGUUUCUUGAUGUUGCACCGGUAACCUUGUGUUUACAACAGAAUUUAUCCAAGUUUGAAA
Molecule: messenger RNA, 2179 nt
Organism: Orbicella faveolata
Lineage: Eukaryota; Metazoa; Cnidaria; Anthozoa; Scleractinia; Merulinidae
Product: alkaline phosphatase-like
Biological process (GO): dephosphorylation
Molecular function (GO): alkaline phosphatase activity
Source: RefSeq, a predicted model, not a curated record